AUGCUCCGUGCAAUGGCCGCCACAGCAAAGCGUGUCCCAAUUCCUAAAAAUGGAGUCGACUAUCGUCAAAAAAUUGUCCUGGCACCCAUGGUCCGCAGUGGUGAACUCCCUUCGCGUCUCCUGGCCCUCAAAUACGGCGCAGACCUGGUCUGGGGCCCAGAAACAAUCGACAAGGCAUUGAUAGGAACCACUCGACAUUUCAACCCAAUCACAAAGACCGUGGACUUUACAAGAAUAUCUUCGAAUGGUGCCAAAAACCCGAGCUUACACCCCGAUCAGAGAGAAAGCAUUAUUUACCGCCUUCAUCCGGAAAGAGAAGGUAAGGAGCUCAUCUAUCAGAUGGGAACCGCAAAUCCGGAGACAGCGGUGGAGGCUGCGAAGAUUAUUGCUGGAGAUGUCGCCGGGAUUGAUGUAAAUGCGGGAUGUCCAAAACCUUUCAGCACGAGUGGAGGAAUGGGUGCUGCCUUGUUGAAAACCCCGGAGAAGCUGUGCUCCAUUCUUGAGGCGCUCGUCAAGCACGUUGGAGAGGUCUUUGAGAUUGGUAUCAGCGUGAAGAUUCGAAUUCUCGACACUGCGGCUGAGACGGAAGAGCUCGUGAGGAAGCUAUGUGCUACGGGGAUUACUGGACUUACGGUACAUUGCCGUACUACACCGAUGAGGCCCAGAGAACGAGCCAUCAGAGACCAGUUGAAAGUGGUGGUGGACGUGUGWCACGAAGCUGGUGUGGCUUGUGUGAUGAAUGGUGAUGUCUACAGUCGGGACGAAGCAAUGGAGCUCAUGAAAGAAUAUGGUGCGGACGGAGCAAUGAUUGCCACGGCCGCCGAGACCAACCCUUCGGUGUUUAGGGCUGGUGGUAAGGCGGAGUGGGAGGAGGUCGUGAAGGAGUAUGUCAAGACCGCAAUGGAGGUGGAAAAUCGAUGGGGAAAUACAAAGUACCUUCUCGGCCAGAUGAUUCCCGGAAAGCAGCAAGUCUACAAGACCAUGAUGGCUUCGAAGAGCUAUAGUGGGAUGUGCAAGGCGCUGGGGUAUGAGGAAUUUGAAGCGCUGGCGAAAAAGGUUGAUGAGAGGUUAGAGAUUGGUGCUUUCGAGAAACCAAAGAUGACCAAGGCGGAGAGAAAAGCAGCAAGCAAGGCGAUGGUGAAAGGGAAAGUCGAGGGCGAGAAGAUUGAAAUCAAGAAGCCACUUUCUGCGACGGCAGCGGGGAUUAAAAGGACGGCAGAUCAAGCCGAGCUGGACAUGCCGCCUGACAUUGCGAUGCAAAGAGCACCAGGGAGUGUGUCUGAGAACGUUUCACAGCUGGCAGUGUGA
Molecule: messenger RNA, 1308 nt
Organism: Ramularia collo-cygni
Lineage: Eukaryota; Fungi; Ascomycota; Dothideomycetes; Mycosphaerellales; Mycosphaerellaceae
Product: related to tRNA dihydrouridine synthase
Exons: 1
Coding region: 1-1308 (435 amino acids)
Biological process (GO): tRNA dihydrouridine synthesis
Cellular component (GO): cytoplasm
Molecular function (GO): tRNA dihydrouridine synthase activity; flavin adenine dinucleotide binding
Source: RefSeq, a predicted model, not a curated record